Molecule: messenger RNA, 342 nt
Organism: Letharia columbiana
Lineage: Eukaryota; Fungi; Ascomycota; Lecanoromycetes; Lecanorales; Parmeliaceae
Exons: 3
Coding region: 1-342 (113 amino acids)
Molecular function (GO): protein-disulfide reductase activity
Source: RefSeq, a predicted model, not a curated record
AUGACGAGCACUGAGAAGGGUGUCCAUAAUCUCACCACCAAAGCAGACUUCGACGCCGCCCUCUCCGAGCCCUCACUCAUGAUCCUCGACUGCAUGGCGACCUGGUGCGGCCCGUGCAAAGUGAUCGCGCCCGAGAUCGUCAAGAUGUCCAACCGGUACCCGGCCGCGCGCUUUUACAAGCUCGACGUCGACGAGCUGCCCGACGUGGCGCAGGAGCUGGGCGUGCGCGCCAUGCCGACCUUCAUCGUGUUCCGGGGCGGAGAGAAGGUGGGCGAGGUGGUCGGGGCGAACCAGAAGGGGUUGGAGGCGUUGGUGGAGAAGGAGGUUAAGGCUGCUGCUUGA